Messenger RNA from Coregonus sp. 'balchen', 38104 nucleotides. The record is from the annotation of a GenBank genome assembly. NCBI's taxonomy places the organism in Eukaryota, Metazoa, Chordata, Actinopteri, Salmoniformes, Salmonidae.
AUGCUCCAACUACCAUUAAUGCUGCUGCUACGCUGUCCACAUGAGCUCUCCAACGGGUGCAUAAUCUCAGCAGCUGCCUGUCUCUCCUCUAGCCUAGUCUAUCUGCCGGCGUUGGUGCUGAAGCUGCCUGGCCAGUGUGAGCUGGGUGGCCACAUGCUGCUCCUCUCCCCUGCUUCUCAUGCCUCAGUCCCCAAGCUCCAGCCCCAACUCCAGCCCCAGCCCUGUUGUCAUUCCUCCACAGGCUGGGCUGCCAUGCUCCUUCCUCGGGGACAGAUAAGAGCACGCCUGCCUGGAUCCUGGAUGAUCAGUAUGAGGAUGCUAAUGUUGCUGCUACUGCUGCCUGCUGCAUGCAAUCUCAGCUCUCCGUAGCCUGUCAAUGUAUAUAUCCCACACUCUCUCUCGCUUUCUCUCACCGGAUUUCUUGCGCUCUGUUUCUACCUCUGUGGUUCUGCCUGUCUCUCACUCUCAUCCCCUCUCUCUCUCUCUCUGGCUCCAAUCCAUAUCACUCCCCCUUGCUUGUUCUCUCGUUUUCCCCUGUUCCUCCUCACAGUUCCUCUAUCUGUUCUGGUGUCUCCGCUGUGAUAAAUACUGCCCAGUACAUAGGGCCUGUUUGCGUGUGUGUGUCAUGUUUGUAAACUAUGCAUUGAUCUAUGCAUAGAUGCAAACAUGAAAUGUUACACAGAUAUUUUAAAUCAAAUCAAAUUGUAUUUGUCACAUGCGCCGAAUACAACUGGUCUAGACUUUCCCAUGAAAUGCUUGCUAUUGUUUAUUUCAUUGUUUAUUUUUGGUAAUUUUGACCCCUUUGUUCUCCCCAAUUUCGUGUUAUCCAAUUGGUAGUUACAGUCUUGUCCCAUCGCUGCAACUCCCGUAAGGACUCGGGAGAGGCGAAGGUCGAGAGCCAUGUGUCCUCCGAAACACGACCCUGCCAAGCCGCAUUGCUUCUUGACACACUGCUCGCUUAACCAGGAAACAUCGUACAACUGGCAACCAAAGUCAGCGUGCAUGCGCCCGGACCGCCACAAGGAGUCGCUAGAGCGCGAUGGGACAAGGAUAUCCCGGCCAGCCAAACCCUCCCACAACCCGGACGACGCUGGGCCAAUUGUGCGCCUCAUGGGUCUCUUGGCCGCAACACAGCCCGGGAUCAAAACCGGGUCUGUAUUGACGCCUCUAGCACUGCGAUGCAGUGCCUUAGACCGCUGUGCAACUCGGGACGCCAUGAAAUGCUUGCUUACGAGCCCUUCCCAACAAUGCAGAGUUUAAAAUAGUAACACAAGAAUGGAGCUAUAUACAGGGAGUACCAGUACCAGAUUAAUGUGCAGAGGUACAAGGUAUUUGAGGUAGAUAUGUACAUCAGGAUAGAUAAUAAUAAGAGUAAAAUAAAGAACAGAGAAGUAGCAGCAACUGAUGCGUGUAAAAGUGUGUGUGAGUGUGCGUGUGUGUGUAACGUGUAUGUAUGUGUGUUUGUGUUGUGUCGGCCUGCGUGUGUGUGUUGUGUGUGUGCGUACAGUGGCUUGCUAAAGUAUUCACCCCCUUGGCAUUUUUCCUAUUUUGUUGCCUUACAACCUGGAAUUAAAAUUGAUUUUUUUGGGGGGUUUGUAUCAUUUGAUUUACACAACAUGCCUACCACUUUGAAGAUGCAAAAUAUUUUUUCUUGUGAAACAAACAAGAAAUAAGACAAAAAAACAGAAAACUUGAGCGUGCAUAACUAUUCACCCCCCCCCCCCCCCCCCCCCAAAGUCAAUACUUUGUAGAGCCACCUUUUGCAGCAAUUACAGCUGCAAGUCUCUUGGGGUAUGUCUCUAUAAGCUUGGCACAUCUAGCCACUGGGAUUUUUGCCCAUUCUUCAAGACAAAACUGCUCCAGCUCCUUCAAGUUGGAUGGAUUCCGCUGGUGUACAACAAUCUUUAAGUCAUACCACAGAUUCUCAAUUGGAUUGAGGUCUGGGCUUUGACUAGGCCAUUCCAAGACAUUUAAAUGUUUCCCCUUAAACCACUCAAGUGUUGCUUUAGCAGUAUGCUUAGGGUCAUUGUCCUGCUGGAAGGUGAACCUCCGUCCCAGUCUCAAAUCUCUGGAAGACUGAAUCAGGUUUCCCUCAAGAAUUUCCCUGUAUUUAGCGCCAUCCAUCAUUCCUUCAAUUCUGACCAGUUUCCCAGUCCCUGCCGAUGAAAAACAUCCCCACAGCAUGAUGCUGCCACCACCAUGCUUCACUGUGUUCUCGGGGUGAUGAGAGGUUUUGGGUUUGUGCCAGACAUAGCGUUUUCCUUGAUGGCCAAAAGCUCAAUUUUAGUCUCAUCUGACCAGAGUACCUUCUUCCAUAUGUUUGGGGAGUCUCCAACAUGCCUUUUGGCGAACACCAAACAUGUUUGCUUAUUUUUUUCUUUAAGCAAUGGCUUUUUUUCUGGCCACUCUUCCAUAAAGCCCAGCUCUGUGGAGUGUACGGCUUAAAGUGGUCCUAUGGACAUAUACUCCAAUCUCCGCUGUGGAGCUUUGCAGCUCCUUCAGGGUUAUCUUUGGUCUCUUUGUUGCCUCUCUGAUUAAUGCCCUCCUUGCCUGUUCCGUGAGUUUUGGUGGGCGGCCCUCUCUUGGCAGGUUUGUUUUGGUGCCAUAUUCUUUCCAUUUAUUAAUAAUGGAUUUAAUGGUGCUCCGUGUGAUGUUCAAAGUUUCUGAUAUUUUUUAAUAACCCAACCCUGAUCUGUACUUCGCCACAACUUUGUCCCUGACCUGUUUGGAGAGCUCCUUGGUCUUCAUGGUGCCGCUUGCUUGGUGGUGCCCCUUGCUUAGUGGUGUUGCAAACUCUUGGGCCUUUCAGAACAGGUGUAUAUAUACUGAGAUCAUGUGACAUAUCAUGUGACACUUAGAUUGCACCCAGGUGGACUUUCUUUAACUAAUUAUGUGACUUCUGAUUUAGGGGCUUCAUAGCAAAGGGGGUGAAUACAUAUGCAUGCACCACUUUUCCGUUAUUUAUUUUUUAGAAUUUUGUGAAACAAGUUAUGUUUUUCACCUCACUUCACCAAUUUGGACUAUUUUGUGUAUGUCCAUUACAUGAAAUCCAAAUAAAAUUUAAUUUAAAUUACAGGUUGUAAUGCAACAAAAUGAGAAAAACGCCAAGGGGGAUGAAUACUUUUGGAAGGCACUGUAUGUAGCGUAUGUGAAUGUGUGUGGGUUUUGUGUGGGAAUGUCAAUGUAGUGUGUGUGAGUGAGUGUGUAUAUGGUUUGUAUAUAUAGUCUAGUGAGUGUGCGUAGGGUCAGUGCAAGAUAGAGUCAGUGCAGAUAGUUUAGGUAUCAUUAAUUGACUUUUUAGCAGUCUGGCUAUUUAGCAGUCUUAUGGCUUGGGGGUAGAAGCUGUCUCAGAGCCUGUUGGUCCGAGUGCCGAUUAGCAGAGUGAACAGUCUAUGGCUUGGGAGGCUGGAGUCUUUGGCAAUUUUUCGUGCCUUCCUAUGACACCGCCUGAUAUAGCGGUCCUGGAUGGCAGGGAGCUCUACCCCAGUGAUAUACUGGGCUGUCCGCACCAACCUCUGUAGCGCUUUGCAGUCAAAGGUGGUGCAUUUGCCAUACCAAGCGGUGAUGCAGCUAGUCGAUGGUGUCAGCUGUAUAACUUUUUGAGGAUCCGAGGGCCCAUGCGAAAUAUUUUCAGCCUCCUGAGGGGGAAAAGGUGGGUGUGCAGGUGUGUGUGGACCAUGUUAGGUACAGAGUGAUGUGAAUGCCAAGGAACUUUAAGCUCUCUACCUGUUUCAAGACAGCCCUGUUGAUGUGGAUUGGGGCAUACUCUCCCCUCUUUCUCCUAUAGUCCACGACCAGCUCCUUGGUCUAACUGACAUUGAGGGAGAGGUUGUUGUCCUGGCACCACACUGCUAAGUCUCUGACCUCCUCACUGUAGGCUGACUCAUCGCCGUCGGUGAUCAGGCCUACCACUGUCGUGUCGUCAACAAACUUGAUGAGGGUGUUGGAGUUGAGCGUGGCUACACAGUCGUGGGUGAACAGGGAGUACAGGAGGUGACCAAGCACACACCCCUGAGGGGCCCCUGUGUUAAGGGUCAGCGUGGUGGAGGUGAUGUUGCCUACCCUCACCACCUGGAGCCGGCACAUCCGGAAGUCCAGGAUCCAGUUGCAGAGGGAGGGUUUCAGUCCCAGGGUCCCUAGCUUGGUGAUGAGCUUGGGCAGGACUAUGGUGUUGAUCGCUGAGCUGUAGUCUAUGAACAGCAUUCUCACAUAGUUGUUUCCCCUCUUGUCCAGGUGAGAGAGGGCAGUGUGAAGUGCAAUUGCGAUUGCGUCAUCUGUGGAUCUGUUGGGGCGGUAUGCAAAUGGGAGUGGGUCUAGGGUGUCUGGGAUGAUGGUGUUGAUGUGUGUCAUGACCAGCCUUUCAAAGCAAUUCAUAAUUACAGAUGUGUGUGCUACAGGGUGAUAGUCAUUUAGGCAGGUUACCUUGGAGCUCUUGGGAACUGAGACAAUGGUGGUCAGUUUGAAACAUGUUGGGAUUACAGACUGGGACAAGGAUAGAUUGAAAAUGUCUGUGAAGACACUUGCCAGCUAGUCUGCACAUGCUUUGAGAACGCGCCCUGGUAUUCUGCCUUGUGAUUGUUAACCUGUUUAAACAUUUUGCUCACACCAGCCACUGAGAGCGAGAUCACACAGUCAUCAAAAACAGGGGCUUUCAUGCAAGGCACAGUGUUAUUUAUAUUCCUCGAAGCGAGCCUAAAAGGCAUUUAGCUCGUUUGGGAGUUCUGCAUCGCUGGGCAACUCAUGGCUGGGUUUCCUUUUGCAAUUCGUUAUCGUCUGCAAGCCAUGCCACAUACGACGAGCGUCUGAGCCAGUGUAAUAGGAUUCCACCUUCCUCCUAUAUUGUCCUUUUGCAUGUUUGAUGUCUCGUCGGAAGCUGUUGCGGGAUUUCUUGUAUGCUUCCAUGUCCGUGUCCUGUUCCUUGUAAGCAGUUGCUCCAACCUUUAGCCCAGCGCGGAUAUUGCCUGUAAUUGGUUUGGAUACGUUCUUAUAGUCACUGUGGGAACGACAUUGUCUAUGCACUUAUGAUGAAGCCCGUGACAGUUGUGGUAAACUCCUCAAUACUAUCGGAUGAAUCCUGGAACAUAUCCCAGUCUGUACUAGCAAAACAGUCUUGUAGCCUCGCGUCUGCUUCAUCCGACCUCUUCCGUAUUGAGCACAUCACUGGUACUUCCUGUUUGAGCUGUUGUUUAUACACAGGAAGCAGGAGAAUGGAGUCAUGGUCAGAUUUUGGGCCUUGUAUGCGUUUCUGUGGGUAGAAUAAAAGUGGUCUAGAGUUGUAGCGCCCCUAGUGGUGCAGGAGACGUGUUGGUAGAAGUGAGGUAGGACGGUUUUAUGUCUCCCCUCGUUAAAGUCUCCGCCCACCAGAAAUGCUGCCUCUGGGUGAGCGGUUUCUAUCCCAUACAGUUCAUUGAGUGCCAGAGUGGUGGUGUUGGCUUGAUGUAGACAGCCGUGAUAAGUACGGAUCAGAACUCUCUUGGUAGAUAAAAGGAUAUGCAGCUUACCAUGAGGUAUUCUAUGUCAGAUUGGAAUGACUAUGCAAGUAGCAAGUAUUAUGUACUAUUACCAUGUCCAUUACAAAUAGGCCUACUGUAUGGAAUACUUUCAAAUGUAGCCUGAGUGCCAGUAUGUUUGUGUCAUCAUGUUUGGCUUGACAAUGAGCAAUGGCGAUGGUAAGAGCACAAACAGAUCUAGGACCAGGCUACUUCAGAUGGACCUAAUAUUACUUGUAAAAACAGCUGAGAAAAAAUACAGUUUCAUGAGAAGAAAUGUGUAUACAGUUGCCUAACUAUACUGCACAUCAAGUGAAACAGGUCCCAAGAAAACAAGAGCAGGCAGUAGUGUUGUGAAAGCCUCUACCAGUGGUAUUGCUGAUGCUGAGUGCAUAGUCUAUUGGGUGAAGCGACCUUCCAGGGCAUUGUGUGUGUCACACAUUUUUUAUUUUAGUUUUAGUUUUUUUAAACCUUUAUUUGUCCAGGUAGGCCAGUUGAGAACAAGUUCUCAUUUACAACUGCGACCUGGCCAAGAUAAAACAAAGCAGUGCGAUAAAAAACAACAACAACACAGAGUUACAUAUGGAAUAAACAAAACGUACAGUCAAUAACACAAUAGAAAAUCUAUAUACAGUGUGUGCAAAUGUAGAAAGUUAUGGAGGUAAGGCAAUAGGCUAUAGUGCAAAAUAAUUACAAUUUAGUAUUAAGACUGGAGUGAUAGAUGUGCAGAAGAUGAUGUGCAAAUAGAGAUACUGGUGUGCAAAUGAGCAAAAUAAAUAACUAUGUAAAUAACAAUAUGGGGAUGAGGUAGUUGGGUGGGCUAAUUACAGAUGGGCUGUGUACAGGUGCAGUGAUCGGUAAGCUGCUCUGACAACUGAUGCUUAAAGUUAGUGAGGGAGAUAAGUGUCUCCAGCUUCAGAGAUUUUUGCAGUUCGUUCCAGUCAUUUGCAGCAGAGAACUGGAAGGAAUGGCGGCCAAAGGAGGUGUUGGCUUUGGGGAUGACCAGUGAGAUAUACCUGCUGGAACGCAUACUACGGGUGGGUUUUGCUAUGGUGACCAAUGAUCUAAGAUAAGGCGGGGAUUAGCCUAGAAGUGAUUUAUAGAUGGCUUGAACAUUGUCUAAUCAGGGUGAGCUAGUGUGAUGGGAAGUGUUGCUAGCCUCCAGAGCGUGGCACAGAUGUUUUCCAUGUAGAGCUGGGUUCCCACUGCCACUGCCCAGAGCAAGGGGCCCUCAGACCAGGCUUGUGUCAGUCUGUGAACACUGGGCACAGUGGCCAGUGAGGGAGGUUGACAUGGGACUCAGUCUGACAGAGCGAGCCUCUGGCUGCAUGACACAGCUGCCCUAAGGUCCCACUCACACACUGAGAUGAAGAGAAUUUAGAGAACAGAGCAUAGAGAGAUACAGUGAUGAGUUCACUGUGGCCACCCUGAGGAGAGAGGGUGGGAGGGAGGGAGUGAGGGAGGGAGGGAGGGAGGGAGAGAGAGAGGGAUGGGAGAGAGAGAGGGUAGGGAGAGAGUGAGGGAGAGGGGGGGAGGAAGGGUGGGGUUGUUUUUUGUGCGCAUACGUGCAUCAUGUGUCUUGUGUGUGUAUGUGUGUGUGUGUGUAUGACGAUGGGGUCAAUGUUGCUUUAGGGUCCCAUUGUGUGUGUGUGUGUGUGUGUGUGUGUGUGUGUGUGUGUGUGUGUGUGUGUGUGUGUGUGUGUGUGUGUGUGUGUGUGUCUGUGUGUUUGUGUGUGUGUGUGUGUGUGUGUGUGUGUGUGUGUGUGUGUGUGUGUGUGUGUGUGUGUGUGUGUGUGAUGGCAGUCCUCCUGUGGUCUGCUGUAAUGGACUUAUUGAUCCCUCUGGGCUUCUCUGCCACAAACCGUCGCUACAUGCUGCGGUUACAUGACGGUCAACGCAUUAGAACAGCACAAAUCACUAAGGCUAAUUACAACCAUCGAACGGCUGGGUGGCUGUACAGAGGUGUACGGUAGUAGCCUCAGUCCCAGGGCAAUGCCAGCAUUCCCUUCACUUGGGAAUCGCCGAUUGUUUUCUAUAUGUUAUAAGCAUUUGUAGCUAUUACCUGGAAAACAGGGGUUAUUCUAAAAUGUGUAUGCAGUUUAAAAAUAGAGUCAAGAUGGAAGGUUGUGACAUCAAAUAAUUGAAAAUAAAGCUUUGUUAAAUAAAGGAUAAAUAAAAAUAGUAUAAAAUGCUUUAGUCUACCUGGGACUCAGUAAGGCAGAUUGUUCAUGAUGCACCACUUCUUGUUCACCUCUCCCCCUCCCUUCCCAUCCAAUCUAACCUUCGCAGGUGAUAAGUUGUAGCUUAUCUCAGAGCAUUCUUUUAUUCUUAACCUUUCUGGUAGGUUACAUUAGUGACGCUUGCUAAAAGUGAAACCCAAAAAAAAUCUGUGCAUUGUUAUACUGACUACAUUUCUGCUGCAGUGACACGUUUUUCAUAACGUAUUAAUGCAACAGAUGCACUUUUCCCUUCUGCUCUUCUCUUUCUGAGGAAUACCGGGAGGGCUAGAAAGCCACAGACUGUCCCACUAGAGAGGAGAGGGGGAGGGCAGUGCUGUGAUGGGAGGGUGGUAUAAGGUGGAGAGAGAGGGGGAAAGUGGGAGGGAGAGAGAGGGAGAGUACGGGCAAUAUAAUGGGAAACUAGGGGAGGGGGAGACAAGGAGAGGGGAGACAGGCAGUGGGAUGGGGAUGUGAUGGGGAAUGGAAGAUGAGUAUAAGUGAGAGAGAGAGACAGAGUGGAGAGAGUGUGCUACCAGAGGCAGAUGUAUUGCAAAAGGAAAUAGUAAAAUGGUAUUGUACUGGAAAGAUGGGUUAGUCUGUGGACAUCUGAGGGUUGGAAUUAAGAUUGGAGUGGUUGAUUAAUUGGCCGAUACACUUGGAGUUCAGUGCGAUUAGGAAAUAAACUUUAUAUAUAUUGAAUUGUAAUAUUUUCCACCAAGUUCUCCAACCAGGGGAGAGGAGGGUAGGGGCAUAAUAAUAAAUACACUAAUAUAUACAGUGAGGGGAAAACGUAUUUGAUCCCCUGCUGAUUUUGUACGUUUGCCCACUGACAAAGAAAUGAUCAGUCUAUAAUUGUAAUGGUAGGUUUAUUGUGAGAGACAGAAUAACAACAACAAAAUCCAGAAAAACGCAUGUCAAAAAUGUUAUAAAUUGAUUUGCAUUUUAAUGAGGGAAAUAAGUAUUUGACCCCCUCUCAACAGUGAGAGACAGAAUAACAACAACAAAAUCCAGAAAAACGCAUGUCAAAAAUGUUAUAAAUUGAUUUGCAUUUUCAUGAGGGAAAUAAGUAUUUGACCCCCUCUCAAUCAGAAAGAUUUCUGGCUCCCAGGUGUCUUUUUUAUACAGGUAACGAGCUGAGAUUAGGAGCACACUCUUAAAGGGAGUGCUCCUAAUCUCAGCUUGUUACCUGUAUAAAAGACACCUGUCCACAGAAGCAAUCAAUCAAUCAGAUUCCAAACUCUCCACCAUGGCCAAGACCAAAGAGCUCUCCAAGGAUGUCAGGGACAAGAUUGUAGAUCUAGACAAGGCUGGAAUGGGCUACAAGACCAUCGCCAAGCAGCUUGGUGAGAAGGUGACAACAGUUGGUGCGAUUAUUCGCAAAUGGAAGAAACACAAAAAACUGUUAAUCUCCCUCGGCCUGGGGCUCCAUGCAAGAUCUCACCUCAUGGAGUUGCAAUGGUCAUGAGAACGGUGAGGAAUCAGCCCAGAACUACACGGGUGGAUCUUGUCAAUGAUCUCAAGGCAGCUGGGACCAUAGUCACCAAGAAAACAAUUGGUAACACACUUCGCCAUGAAGGACUGAAAUCCUGCAGCGCCCGCAAGAUCCCCCUGCCCAAGAAAGCACAUGUACAUGCCCGUCUGAAGUUUGCCAAUGGACAUCUGAAUGAUUCAGAGGAGAACUGGGUGGAAGUGUUGUGGUCAGAUGAGACCAAAAUCGAGCUCUUUGGCAUCAACUCAACUCGCCGUGUUUGGAGGUGGAGGAAUGCUGCCUAUGACCCCAAGAACACCGUCAAACAUGGAGGUGGAAACAUUAUGCUUUGGGGGUGUUUUUCUGCUAAGGGGACAGGACAACUUCACUGCAUCAAAGGGACGAUUGACGGGGCAUGUACAGUCAAAUCUUGGGUGAGAACCUCCUUCCCUCAGCCAGGGCAUUGAAAAUGGGUCGUGGAUGGGUAUUCCAGCAUGACAAUGACCCAAAACACACGGCCAAGGCAACAAAGGAGUGGCUCAAGAAGAAGAACAUUAAGCUCCUGGAGUGGCCUAGCCAGUCUCCAGACCUUAAUCCCAUAGAAAAUCUGUGGAGGGAGCUGAAGGUUCGAGUUGCCAAAAGUCAGCCUCGAAACCUUAAUGACUUGGAGAAGAUCUGCAAAGAGGAGUGGAACAAAAUCCCUCCUGAGAUGUGUGCAAACCUGGUGGCCAACUACAAGAAACAUCUGACCUCUAUGAUUGCCAACAAGGGUUUUGCCACCAAGUAAUAAGUCAUGUUUUGCAGAGGGGUCAAAUACUUAUUUCCCUCAUUAAAAUGCAAAUCAAUUUCUAACAUUUUUGACAUGCAUCUUUCUGGAUUUUUUGUUUGUUAUUCUGUCUCUCACUGUUCAAAUAAACGUACCAUUAAAAUUAUAGACUGAUCAUGUUUUUGUCAGUGGGCAAACGUACAAAAUCAGCAGGGGAUCAAAUAUUUUUUUCCCUCACUGUACACUACCAGUCAAAAGUUUGGACACACCUACUCAUUCAAGGGUUUUUCUAAAUGUUUUACUAUUUUCUACAUUGUAGAAUAAUAGUGAAGAUAUCACAACUAUGAAAUAACACAUAUGGAAUCAUGUAGUAACCAAAAAAGUGUUAAACAAAUCAAAAUAUAUUUUAUAUUUGAGAUUUUCAAAUACCCACCCUUUGCCUUGAUGACAGCUUUGCACCCUCUUGGCAUUCUCUCAACCAGCUUCACCUGGAAUGCUUUUCCAACAGUCUUGAAGGAGUUCCCACAUACACUGAGCACUUGUUGGCUGCUUUUCCUUCACUCUGCCGUCCGACUCAUCCCAAACAAUCUGAAUUGGGUUGAGGUCGGGGGAUUGUGGAGGCAGGUCAUCUGAUGCAGCACUCCAUCACUCUCCUUCUUGGUAAAAUAGCCCAUACACAGCCUGGAGGUGUGUUGGGUCAUGGUCCUGUUGAAAAACAAAUGAUAGUCCCACUAAGCCCAAACCAGAUGGGAUGGCGUAUCGAUUUUUUUAUACACACUAUAUGACCAAAAGUAUGUGGAGACCUGUGGGGACUUCCAUUCAGCCACAAGAGCAUUAGUGAGGUCGGGCACUGAUGUUGGGCGAUUAGGCCUGGCUCGCAGUCGGUGUUCCAAUUAAUCCCAAAGGUGUUCGAUGGGGUUGAGGUCAGGGCUCUGUACAGGCCAGUCAAGUUCUUCCACACCGAUAUCGACAAACCAUUUCUGUAUGGAUCUUGCUUUGUGCACGGGGGCAUUGUCAUGCUGAAACAGGAAAGGGCCUUCCCCAAACUGUUGCCACAAAGUUGGAAGCACAGAAUCGUCUAGAAUGUCAUUGUGUGCUGUAGUGUUAAGAUUUCCCUUCACUGGAACUAAGGGGCCUAACCCAAACCAUGAAAAACAACCCCAGACCAUUAUUCCUCCUCCACCAAAAUACAGUGCAUUCGGAAAGUGUUCAGACCCCUUGACUUUUUCCACAUGUUGUUACCUUAUAGCCUUAUUCUAAAAUGGAUUAAAUACAUGUUUUCCCUCAUCAAUCUGCACACAAUAGCUCAAAUAAGCAAAGAGAAACGACAGUCCAUCAUUAUUUUAAGACAUGAAGGUCAGUGAAUCCGGAAAAUGUCAAGAACUUUUAAAGUUUCUUCAAGUGCAGUCGCUAAAACCAUCAAGUGCUAUGAUGAAACUGGCCCUCAUGAGGACCGCCACAGGAAAGGAAGACCCAGAGUUACCUCUGCUGCAGAGGAUAAGUUCAUCAGAGUUAACUGCACCUCAUAUUGCAGCCCAAAUAAAUGCUUCACAGAGUUCAAGUAACAGACACAUCUCAACAUCAACUGUUCAGAGGAGACUGCGUGAAUCAGGCCUUCAUGGUCGAAUUGCUGCAAAGAAACCACUACUAAAGGACACCAAAAAAAAGGAGACUUGCUUUGGCCAAGAAACACGAGCAAUGGACAUUAGACCGGUGGAAAUAUGUCCUUUGGUCUGAUUAGUCCAAAUUUGAGAUUUUUGGUUCCAACCACCGUGUCUUUGUGAGACGCAGAGUAUGUGAACGGAUGAUCUCUGCAUCUGUGGUUCCCACCAUGAAGCAUGGAGGAGGAGGUGUAAUGGUGUGGGGGUGCUUUGCUGGUGACACUGUCAGUGAUUUAUUUAGAAGGCACACUUAACCAGCAUGGCUACCAUAGCAUUCUGCAGCGAUACAGCAUCCCAUCGGUUUGCGCUUAGUGGGAUGUCAUGACUGUCCACGAGAAUCCAAAUAGGUCAGAUCAGGUUUGCAAUGAAUUUCUCCCCAGAGGUCCAUAGGUCAUUCCUGUAGAAUGUCCGAAGCUGGUGCCUUACAGCUGUAGCCUUAUCAUGUAGUUAUCAACUUAGGAUAGUGCCCUAAGCAACACACCACUAAGGAGGAUCACCCUAGAUCUGACAUAAGACAGUAAUUUUGCCAAGACCGUGGACGUAUAUAGAAUAGAGUCCAAUUAGAUGAUUAAGGUGUGGUAACUAUAUUUUGUAUCUUUUGUUUGUGUUUUUAUUCUUGACAUUUGUAAUUAUUUAUUUUCUUUGACACUUAGGAAGUGAUACUGCCACAAACAAGUUCCCCAUACAACCACCAAUUAGUGCCACAAUGCCGCUAAUUUGGGGAAGAAAUGUAACGAUGUAUAGCGUGUGUUGUGUGUUAUUAACGUCUGCCUACAUUACUGCCAAAAUCCACCAGCCUGGACAACGGGUCCGGAACGACGAUACACAACCAGGACAUUCCAUGGCCAUUCUUGUGGUGUUCUGCAGCUCGCAUAAAUCCUACUAGGUUAAACCACCAGAGGGGGACUGUCACAACGAUCCACAACCAGGAUUCCUGUGGUCAUUCUUGUGGUGGGUUGCAACUUGCAGAAUCCUUCCAAGAUUGAACCCACCAGAAGGGGACUGUCAUGACUGUCCACGAGAAUCCAAAUAGGUCAGAUCAGGUUUACAAUGAAUAACUUAAAUCAGACCCCCUCUCACCCAUAGAGGGGAAGGAAAGAACUAGGGGGAAUUAACAACUCACGCCCUGUUGUAAAUCAGGGGAGAAGAAUCAGGCCUGCACUCUCAAGAUUUACCAAAGGAAUGUUCUUUGUUCCAACAUACUUUUUCCUGCUGAAACUCUACCACAUUCAAACGCGAAUACUGGAACAAUAUUUCUAACGUAGAACGUGGGGAAUGGUCAGAGGCGAUCUAUAGGACACUAAGGUCAUUUUGUUUGUUAUUUUGUGAUGUCAUAAAAAAUGUUAUAAAGGAAAUACUGUAACUUGGAAAGUAUAUCCACUACAUAUAUGACGUUCCAAUACUAUACGUUGUGCAUGUAAUAUGAACAAUUAUGAAAGUAUUUUUGUUAAGAGAGGGAUGCGAUUUGAGAAGAUAUAAGAGAUAAUUAUUUUCCAUAAGACUUUGCACAAUGAGUAAUCACCGCCCCAGGGAGCAUGCCAGCCUGCCGGAACCGCCCCUUUCUAGAAAAAGGUAUAAAGGAGGGGUUACGAAUUAACACAUUAGACCAGAAAAGCCGCUUCACGUUUAAAAUGGUUUGAACUUUGAAUCUCAACACGAGGUGAAGACGAUAAACUCACCUUCCGUACAAUCACUGGUACAGCUGAUUAGCUGUCCUAAGCAAAGUAUCUUACAAAGCAAAUUUAAGUAGGACAAUCCUGUUACUCUGCUCAAACCAUCGUAUUAUGCUACUCUCAUCACCCCAUGGGGGAACCAUCGAUACGGCUGUCUAGCCUAUCUCCAAUGAAGCAUCUUCAAGAGCAAAUGGAAGGAAAAUCAACUCUGUAGUUCUAUUCAGGACCACACGACAAGUCAUACCGGACAACUACGAAGAAGGACAACAGGAGAAGAGUUGUUGGAACCAUUUUGGACCAUCAGAGCCUUACAAGCAUGUCGCGAAAGGGCCCAACCCCCUUUCCAAGGCUACCCCGUUCACCGAGAGAUCCCCGGUGAAUGCAGGCAUUUCACGUAAAUACAUUCAUGAUUUCUUGCUCAAAGCGGGUGGCGGUUUGUGCGCAAAGUACAUGGUUACUGUAGGUGAGAGUAUUUUCUGAAUGUGGCAAUUGUAAGUGUCUCUGUCCCUCUCUCUCUCCCUCUUCCUCUCUUCUUUAACUAGCACCCAUGUUGUUGUCAUUCCGCUAGGGACCUGUUUUCAACGUAUUAAGUCUCCAGUCAAUAACUGGUGCAGAGUGUGUGUGUUUAUCCUGUGUUCCCAUUUAAUUAGCUAGUAAAUAAAUAAUUAAACCAAUUUGUGUAGUACUGAAACAUAAAUAAGGCUCGGGUUUUUUCAGAUGCAAGGAGGUUACGACUGUUCAGAAUGAUGAUAUGAUACGAGGUUAUGAUUAAUAAGUUGACUGUUUAUAGAUGUGAUAUGUAAAGACAUUUUAGAGUUUAAUUCGGGAGAUGGUAACUCUUUAAAGGGACUGCUCUCGUGGUGCCCCAGAUCCUAAUGAGUUAAUUGUUACAUGAUUAAUUGAAUCGGGUAACAAUUAAACAUAGUUAGUUAAUUAGAUAAAUAACAGUCUUCAGAUGAAUGUUAAAGUCAAGUCACGACAGGGACUAUCAUUUGUUUUUCAACAGGACAAUGACCUAAAACACACCUCCAGGCUGUGUAAGGGCUAUUUGACAAAGGAGAGUGAUGGAGGGCUGCAACAGAUGACCUGGUCUCCACGAUCACCCAACCUCAACCCAAUUGAUAUGGUUUGGGAUGAGUUGGACCGCAGAGUGAAGGAAAAGCAGCCAACAAGUGCUCAGCAUAUGUGGGAACUCCUUCAAGACUGUUGGAAAAGCAUUCCUCAUGAAGCUGGUUGAGAGAAUGCCAAGAGUGUGCAAAGCUGUCAUCAAGGCAAAGGGUGUCUACUUUGAAGAAUCUCAAAUAUAAAAUAUAUUCAUUUGUGUAACCCUUUUUUGGUUAAUACAUGAUUCCAUAUGUGUUAUUUCAUAGUUUUGAUGUCUUCACUAUUAUUCUACAAUGUGGAAAAUAGUAAAAAUAAAGCAAAACCCUCGAAUAAGUAGGUGUGUCCAAACUUUUGACUGGUACUGUAUAUAUAUAUAUAUAUAUAUAUAUAUAUAUAUAUAUAUAUAUAUAUAUAUAUAUAUAUACAAAAAAGGGGGAUUAGAAAUGAUGCAGGUAAUUGUAUUUGAUAUAUUUCAAUUAUAUCUGCUAAUUUCAUAUCCCAUAAAAACAUUGUGCAUGAAUCCAUAGAAAUAUAAUUCAAAUUCCAUGGUCAGAUCCUAUUCCGAACCAGUACUAUGAAGAUGGAAAUGACUUUAUCUCACAACAUAUCUUUUCCUGGUCCAUAUUAUCAGAUGUCCGUAUCUUGGAUUUUAAUUUUUUUUCCUAAUCUCCUGUGACAGACUGCAUUAUUGACAUUCAGGAAUACAGGUAGCAUCCCAAAUGGAACCCUAUUCCCUACACAGUGCACUAUACAAGGAAUGGGGUGCCAUUUGGGACGUACACAGAGAGGAGAGAGCCAGUAGUUUGUUUGUGACUCAAUCUGUAACUGUGUUCAUUCUUUAACUGGAACAAAAGGCUGCUGCUUCACAGCCAUCUGUCUGUAAAUGUCACAUCACUCACAGGAACAGAAAGUCUAUUAAAUCAUCUUCCUAUACACUACGACUGCUUUCUCCUACUACACAAUUGACAAUUGUACACAAAGAAAGACAUGACAAAAGAUGUACUGUUAGAAUCUGUGUUCGACUCCUGCCACUGCUUCCCACUCUAACUGAUAAUGAAGAACGGAAGCAGAGAGAAAGGGAGAGUGAGAGAGAGGGAGAGAAAGAGAGAGAAAAUGAGAGAUAAAGGGGAGAAAAAAAUGAAAACGUGAACGGGUAAUUGAGAGAUUGAAAGAAUGAGUGAAUGAAUAUGUACGUGUGUGUUUACGUGCGUUCCUGGAUGCGCACGCGUUUCCAUAAUCCAUACAUUUUUGGAAGUGUGAGUGCGCGGGAGCGAUCGGUCACGUACUGAAUUAAUGGAUUCUCUGGCGUGGGGAGCAGGAUUGGCUGCUUGGACGUCAAGGUGACACUCAGGGAACAGGGAGGAACAGGGGAAAGUGUUUACCCAGCAUUCCAUGUGCCAAGCGAUUUCCUCUUAAAUAAGUGCAUCAUCCCAUCCAGGUGAUGGUAUCUCCGGCUUUCGAUAAUACCACACUGGCUCAGGGGGCAGGACUUUGUCUCAAAUGGCACCUUAGUCCCUAUGUAGUGCAUAGGGCUCGGUCAAAAGCAGUACACUAUAUAGGCAGCAGGGUGCCAUCCCCUGGUCAAAAGUAGUGCACUAAAAAGGAAUAGGGAAAGUAGUCAGCCACAACCCAGGAUGGUUAAAGCCAGGGGGAGGGGGCUUAGGAGCACACUUCACUGAAAGGAGAGAGGGAGGGACCAUGCAGGAACACAGCACUAGAGGCAGCAUAGAGUGAAUGAUCAAACCUUAAUAGGCAGGGAGCUGAUGAAGGAAUAUGGUUUGGGAGAGACAGGAGGGCCACGGGGGUGUGCUGCACUCGUUCAGAGUGCUUGCAUCAUCAAUAUUGUGGCAGGAGCUGGGUGUAGGAGGCAGGCGGUACCUGUGGAUGACUGAUGAGCGCUGGGCUGGUUAUGAGAGGACUCACUCUGCUGAGACCUCUAGCUCCAUCCUCAGAAACUGAUCGGGCAUAGUGCAGUUUGGGCAAAUGCUGGAUGGGCUGCGCCAUCUUUAACCCAGUGGGCCUGUCUAAAUGUGUGUUUUUGUGCAGAAUGAUCAUCAUUUAGCUAAUAACGGGGGGCCCAGGCUGUUUGCUGGUCCUAGUCCUUCCCUGUCCAUCCUCACUGGAGUAACAGACAACACCAGAACACCAGGCCCAUUAUAAUCACUGCCAGUACCGUGAGUGUCUGUCCUAGCAGUCUGGACUCAGUGUGAAUUACAUUCUGUACUACUGAUGUCUAGGCCUAUUCUGCUCCCCCGUAGCCAUGUGUGUAGUAAUGUAAUACAUGUCCAUAUCAGAACUACUAUAGUUUGACCUCUCGGUCACUCAAGGCGUCAGGAAAUAGGAACCAGUCACUUCACAUUCCGGUAACACAGAGAUGUGUCUUCAACCGGCUGAGUCAGACGGAUUACUCACAAACACACAGUCGCAUGCACAUGCACAAGGACAAGCACGCGCGCCAAUGUGUAAUAGUGGAUGGAGUUUACGACAUGCUAUUUUGGGUGUUUCAGUGCUGUAACACAGAUCAAUAUGUUGAUACAGAACUCAAUAGCACAUUCACCUCCUGUACAGGAAGAACUACAAAGACCUGUCAAUGAUGAAGCCAUUCAGAUGCUUUACAUCCAGCUUUCUAAACAGAGUAUUGAUCAAUCAAUCAAUCAAAUUGUAUUUAUAAAGCCCUUUUUACAUCAGCAGAUGUCACAAAGUGCUAUACAGAAACCCAGCCUAAAACCCCAAACAGCAAGCAAUGCAGAUGUAGAAGCACGGUGGCCAGGAAAAACUCCCUAGAAAGGCAGAAACCUAGGAAGAAACCCAGAGAGGAACCAGGCUCUGAGGGGCUGGACUAGUGGCAGUGCUACCAUCCCUAUGGCGUCAAAUCAGCCUCUAAAGUCCAUUGCGCGCGAGAUGGCACUGUCGAGCAAGAUGAAACAUCAUUGAGCAAGCAAACAGUGAGCGCAGAGGAUGAGUGCUGGGAGCGCACAGACCAGUCAAGAGCGCAGAAUGUGGUCGAGCAAGCAGAGGAUGGGUCCCGCGAGUGCACAGGCUGCGGGGGUGCGUCAAUUAAACUUGAGUUGUAAGUGUGACUUUGAGUGAGCAGAAAAUCAUUGCUGUAGACAGUUACCAGAAUCUUUGGAUUAACCAAAAGCACUGUAGCUCGCUGGCUAAAUUAAUGGGGUAUUUAGAGAUGGAGGACUUGGAAGACCAGCAUGACUGGGAGGGUGUGGUAGAGGAGGGAGAGGCAGGGUGAGAACAGUUUAGUGGUUAAGAGCAUUAUGCCAGUAACCGAAAGGUCGCUGGUUCUAAUCCCUGAGUCGACUAGGUGAAAAAUCUGUUGAUGUGCCCUUGAGCAAGGCACUUAACCCUAAUUGCUCCUGUAAGUCGCGCUGGAUAAGAGAGUCUGCUAAAAAAAUGAAAUAAAAAGAACAGACAGGGAAGGCUCUCACUGAGGAAGAUGCCCUUGAUUGAGAUGGGGUGAGGGGGAGCCAAGAGAGAUCAAAUUCCGAACAAAAUAGUCAAUAUUGUAAACCGCUAAUGGCAUACUUUGAGAUACAGUCUAUUUGAUUACUUUUACUCUGGCAGUUUAUGUGCAGUUACAAUAAAAGAGAAUGACCUCUAACCAUCUUCUUUUUUUUAUUUUUUUAUUUAACCUUUAUUUAACCAGGUAAGCCAGUUGAGAACAGGUUCUCAUUUACAACUGCGACCUGGCCAAGAUAAAGCAAAGUAGUGCAAUAAAAACAACACAGAGUUACAUAUGGGGUAAAAAAACAUAAAGUCAGAAAUACAACAGAAAAUAUAUAUACAGUGUGUGCAAAUGUAGCAAGUUAUGGAGGUAAGGCAAUAAAUAGGCUAUAGUGCAGAAUAAUUACAAUAGUAUUAACACUGGAAUGCUAGAUGUGCAAGAGAUUAUGUGCAAAUAGAGAUACUGGGGUGCAAAAGAGCAAAAUAAAUAACAAUAUAGGGAUGAGGUAGUUGGGUGGGCUAAUUUCAGAUGGGCUGUGUACAGGUGCAGUGAUCGGUAAGGUGCUCUGACAACUGAUGCUUAAAGUUAUUGAGGGAGAUAAGAGUCUCCAGCUUCAGAGAUUUUUGCAAUUCGUUCCAGUCAUUGGCAGCAGAGAACUGGAAGGAAUGGCGGCCAAAGGAGGUGUUGGCUUUGGGAAUGACCAGUGAGAUAUACCUGCUGGAGCGCAGACUACGGGUGGGUGCUGCUAUGGUGACCAAUGAGCUAAGAUAAGGCGGGGAUUUGCCUAGCAGUGAUUUAUAGAUGGCCUGGAGCCAGUGGGUUUGACGACGGACAUGUAGUGAGGACCAGCCAACAAGAGCGUACAGGUCACAGUGGUGGGUAGUGUAUGGGGCUUUGGAGACAAAACGGAUGGCACUGUGAUAGACUACAUCCAAUUUGCUGAGUAGAGUGUUGGAGGCUAUUUUGUAAAUGACAUCGCCGAAGUCAAGGAUCGGUAGGAUAGUCAGUUUUACGAGGGCAUGUUUGGCAGCAUGAGUGAAGGAGGCUUUGUUGCGAAAUAGGAAGCCGAUUCUAGAUUUAACUUUGGAUUGGAGAUUCUUUAUGUGAGUCUGGAAGUUGAGUUUAUAGUCUAACCAGACACCUAGAUAUUUGUAGUUGUCCACAUACUCUAGGUCAGACCCGUCGAGAGUGGUGAUUCUAGUCGGGUGGGCGGGUGCUAGCAGCGUUCGAUUGAAAAGCAUGCAUUUAGUUUUACUAGUGUUUAAGAGCAGUUGAAGGCUACUGAAGGAUUGUUGUAUGGCAUUGAAGCUCGUUUGGAGGUUUGUUAACACAGUGUCCAAUGAAGGGCCAGAUGUAUACAAAAUGGUGUCGUCUGCGUAGAGGUGGAUCUGAGAGUCACCAGCAGCAAGAGCGACAUCAUUGAUAUACACAGAGAAAAGUGUCGGCCCAAGAAUUGAACCCUGUGGCACCCCCAUAGAGACUGCCAUAGGUCCAGACAACAGGCCCUCCGAUUUGACACACUGAACUCUAUCUGAGAAGUAGUUGGUGAACCAGGCGAGGCAGUCAUUUGAGAAACCAAGGCUAUUUAGUCUGCCAAUAAGAAUGCGGUGGUUGACAGAGUCGAAAGCCUUGGCCAGGUCGAUGAAGACGGCUGCACAGUACUGUCUAUUAUCAAUCGCGGUUAUAAUAUCGUUUAGGACCUUGAGCGUGGCUGAAGUGCACCCGUGACCAGCUCGGAAACCGGAUUGCAUAGCGGAGAAGGUACGGUGGUAUUCGAAAUGGUCGAUGAUCUGUUUGUUAACUUGGCUUUCGAAUACUUUCGAAAGGCAGGGCAGGAUGGAUAUAGGUCUGUAGCAGUUUGGAUCUAGAGUGUCACCCCCUUUGAAGAGGGGGAUGACCGCGGCAGCUUUCCAAUCUCUGGGGAUCUCAGACGUUAUGAAAGAGAGGUUGAACAGACUAGUAAUAGGGGUUGCGACAAUUUCGGCGGCUAGUUUUAGAAAGAAAGGGUCCAGAUUGUCUAGCCCAGCUGAUUUGUAGGGGUCCAGAUUUUGCAGCGCUUUCAAAACAUCAGCUGUCUGAAUUUGUGUGAAGGAGAAGCGGGGGGGGGGGGCAUGGGCAAGUUGCAGCAGAGGGUGCAGAGUUGGUGGCCGGGUUAGUGGUAGCCAGAUGGAAAGCAUGGCCAGCUGUAGCAAAAUGCUUGUUGAAAUUCUCGAUUAUUGUAGAUUUAUCGGUGGUGAUAGUGUGCAGUGGGCAGCUGGGAGGAAGUGCUCUUAUUCUCCAUGGACUUUACAGCGUCCCAAAACUUUUUGGAGUUAGUGCUACAGGAAGCAAAUUUCUGUUUGAAAAAGUUAGCCUUUGCUUUCCUGACUGCUUGUGUAUAUUGGUUCCUAACUUCCCUGAAAAGUUGCAUAUCGCGGGGGCUAUUUGAUGCUAAUGCUGUAUGCCACAGGAUGUUUUUGUGCUGGUCAAGGGCAGUCAAGUCUGAGGAGAACCAGGGGCUAUAUCGGUUCUUAGUUCUGUAUUUUUUGAAUGGGGCAUGUUUAUUUAAGAUUGAGAGGAAAUUACUUUUAAGGAACAACCAGGCAUCCUCUACUGACGGAAUGAGAUCUAUAUCCAUCCAGGAUACCUGGGCCAGGUCAAUUAGGAAGGCCUCCUCGCAAAAGUGUUUUAGGGAGCGUUUGACAGUGAUGAGGGGUGGUCGUUUGACCGCGGACCCGUUACGGACGCAGGCAAUAAGGCAGUGAUCGCUGAGAUCCUGGUUGAAGACAGCUGAGGUGUAUUUAGAGGGUGUGUUAGUCAGGAUGAUAUCUAUGAGGGUACCCAUGUUUACGGAUUUAGGGUUGUACCUGGUAGGUUCGUUGAUAAUUUGCGUGAGGUUGAGGGCAUCUAGCUUGGAUUGUAGGAUGGCUGGGGUAUUAAGCAUAUCCCAAUUUAGGUCACCAAGCAGUACAAACUCUGAGGAUAAAUGGGGGGCAAUCAAUUCACAUAUGGUGUCCAGGGCACAGCUGGGGGCUGAGGGGGGUCUGUAGCAAGCGGCAACAGUGAGAGACUUAUUUCUGGAAAGGUGGAUUUUUAGAAGUAGAAGCUCAAACUGUUUGGGCACAGACCUGGAUAGUAUGAUAGAGCUCUGCAGGCUAUCUCUACAGUAGAUUGCAACUCCACCCCCUUUGGCAGUUCUAUCUAGACGGAAAAUGUUAUAGUUGGGGAUGGAAAUUUCAGAAUUUUUGGUGGCCUUCCUGAGCCAGGAUUCAGACACUGCUAGAACAUCAGGGUUGGCAGAGUGUGCUAACGCAGUGAAUAACUCAAACUUAGGAAGUAGACUUCUGAUAUUUAUGUGCAAGAAACCAAGACUUUUGCGAUUACAGAAGUCAUCAAAUGAUAGCGCCUGGGGAGUAGGAGUGAUACUGAGGGCUGCAGGGCCUGGGUUAGCCUCUACAUCACCAGAGGAACAGAGGAGGACUAGAAUAAGGAUACGGCUAAAGGCUUUAAGAACUGGUCUUCUAGUGCGUUGGGUACAUAGAAUAAAGGGGGCAGAUUUCCGGGUGUUAUAGAAAAGAUUCAGGGCAUUAUGUACAGACAAGGAUAUGGAAGGAUAUGAGUAAAGUGGAGGUAAACCUAAGCGUUGGGUAACAAUGAAAGAGAUAGUAUCUCUAGAGGCAUCAAUUGAGUCGGUCUCUGAGUGUAUGGGGGGAGGGACAAAAUAGCUAUCUAAGGCAGGUUUAGCUAGGCUGGGGGGUCUACAGUGAUAUAGUACAAUUAGAAAUAACCGAAACAACAAUAAACUAACCAUGUUUGGGCUGAGGCUAAACAUAAACAGGAUGUAGUACCGUAAAAAGGAACAGUCCAGCAGAUAUCAGCUGUAUAGCUGAGUUAUCAUAAGGUCCGGUGGUGAAGCGCUAGUGAGUAAGAGGGUUAGCAGGGGCUAGUAAGGGCUAGCAGAUGGAUGGAAUCUUCGUGGUUAACGUCGUAACCACAUCAGACGAUUUCGUCGGCAGACCAGUCGUGUAGGAUCGGCGGGGCUUCGUGUCAACACUAGGUGGUCCCGUCCGGUUGACAGAGAGGUAGAUAGCCGGGAGAUGGGCCUAGCUCAGGAUGAUUAGCCAGACCACAGCGUCCGUUUUGUUGUAGCCAGCUGGUAGCGAUGAAUCCGGAGUUAAAGGUCCAGUGAUUCAGUGAUUCCGGCGGAAAAACUGAUAUGUUCUGGGUCGAUAACGCGCUGUGCAGACUGGCCGAAUAUCCGGUGAUCAAUGUCCAGUGAUUAAAAUUAAUCCCGCGGAAAAAAAAUCCAAUGUUCUGAGUGAAACACCGCUAGCUGUGGCUAAUAGCAAGUAGCUAGUUAGCUGAAACUGGCUAGCUAGUUUCAACUGGAGAUUCUAGAUUCUAGACAAAGGUAAGUCAACAAUAGAAUCCGUUCCACAUUGAGUGAGGCGGGUUGCAGGAAAGUAUAUUUUCUAGAAGGAUGAAAAGUCUGAUAGGGAAACAUGUACGAAAAAUACAAAAAAAACAGGGUAUUUACAGGCUAUUUACAGACACACGACAGAAACAGGACUGCACUACUUCGCCAUCUCCAUACAAGCCCACUUUCACUAUGUGAUGGGGAGGUUGUUCUCUGCUUAGUUAAUAGAGAUAAGAGAUACAGGAGUCAACUCUGUUCCAAGUACCUUGGCUCUCCUCAAUGUACAGCACUCUGGGGACUUCCUGCAGGUAUCAAUCACCCCCCAUAACUAAAUAAGUAGUGGUACUGAGAGUGGUACUGACGCUGUAUGGACAUUUGUCACGUAGAUAGGAUGAUGUUAUUGACGUUGACCAACUGCUUCCUAUUUGGUUAGAAAGAUGGUUCUAUACAGAGGAUGGUUCUAUACUGAAUGUGUACAAGUAGGUUAGGUAAGGGAUGAAGUGAAAACCAAUAGGAGGAUAGCUCCCCACGACGAGGGUUGGGCAUGAAAUUACAGCAGGCUGUUCAAUACUGAGCCAUACUGACUGACGAGUGGCGUGGAUUAGUACAGCUUGGAUCAGUCCCACAUAGUAUAUUAUCACUUAUUUGGCUAAAUGAUUAUCCAUAGUUGCCUCUUAAUAAAGCUGCAGUCCUAAAAUGGACUGUUACCUUGAAUGCAAUAUUAAGAUGUUAAAACUUUUCAACUCCAAUUGAACUCUGUCUAUUUUUACUCUCUAUCUCACUGCAGUAGUUCUCAGGAGACGGGUCAGUGUGUGUGUAGAGAACAUUUGUCUGACAAGGUGGGGUCAGCUUUCUACUUCAUCGCCCUGGACCACUACACCUACGAGGCAGAGGACGCCAGGUUUGGACCUGUGAGUCACCUUUGACCUUGACGUAACUUUCUUCUAAGGCUUUUGGGAUCAUGGGUGUUCCCUAGCUCAUCUUGUGCCUUACACAACUCAGCACAUAUGUAUCCGACCACUUUCCUCAGUGGAGUCCUGACCAGGGGUAUCAAACUCCAAUGUCUAUGUACCUGUUGUGUUGGCUUAGUUACCGGACCAGUGGGAGGAGCUGUUGAUAACAGUGAUGCAUCCCAGUGUGAUCUCAACAAACAGCCGCUGUGGCAACACCAUGCCUGAUGACGACAACCAGAUGAUAUUCCUUCACCCUGGAUCACGGUAAACACACACCUAGUCUCUCUCUCUGUGUAUGUUUGUUGCGUGUGAGAGAGUGAGUCAUGGGUCUGUAUAUGCAAGUGUUUGUAGUGUAGGAUAUACGUUUUGUGUAUAUGAGUCUACUGUGAGUCUGUAUACACCCUGUAUUACAUGCCUGUGUUUUGUUUGCACACACUUUUCCUGUAUGUGAAUUAGUGCAGUGUUUUGUGACAUCCAUCUCUCUCUCGCAUUCUCAGAUAUUUGGUGCUCCCCAGACCAGUGUUUCAAGGCAGGGAUGGACUACACUGUUUGUCUGAGCUUGCCCCUCUACUCUGCACUCAGUGAUGUCCAGUCCCCAUACACACUCAUCGACUCGGUUAGUUCCUACACACACUCUUAAACACCUAGACACAACUGAGACUUUUGCGUACAUCAUGCAUUGAUGUCACUAAUUUAAAGUUGGGAUAUAGCUUUUCAACUGUACUAAAUCGAAUUCCAUCUUCUGUAUCUUUCUGUCCUCUCUAUAGAUUGUGCCGAUGCCGCACCGUAAGAACCUGGAGAUUUUCACUGGUUCUGAGGGAGUUGACGUAGCCACCAACGGUGACUGGGACACGUUCCAGCAUCACUGUUGUCUUGAGAACAACCAGAGUGUGGUCAAGACACCCUCCACAGACAUCAGCUGCAAUUUCAUCUCUAGCGCGUCAGCUCUGCUGCAUCAGGGAGCAAAAGGUAUGGCACCGCGCUCCCAACAGUCAUGUGUGACUGCUUAAACAUCCUUAAACAUACUUGUAUGCUCAUUUAUGUGUUUCUUAACUAAAGGUCUAUGGAAGGUUUCUUAUGGCUCAAUAAUACUGACGAACGCCGUGGAUUGUACAUCUCUGCUCAGUCCCACAUAGUGAUGUCUGCCAUUCCAUAUUGAGACAAACAUGCAACAGCUCUGUGCAAUUUUAUCUUUCCUCGAUUCCUUGCAUCCUUUUUCCGUGCCUUCUAAAACCCCAUCGGAGGAGAGGACCGAAGGUUCCUCCCCUCAGACCUCCAAUAGGUUUUGAGAAGGAUGCGAGUAGUGGAAGUGAGGAUUUGAGCAGAGAUGAAUUGGGACAGAGCUCAUGCCAUUGUUUUAGGUGGAAUCUAAUGUUUAAUGAUACAUUUGUUAUCUGUUUGCACAUAAAUUAUAUCUUUGUUCUACAUGUGCUCUUUCCACAGAUGACUCUGGCUUGCUGAUAACAUCUGAUCUGAUGAGACUCCCUAUGUGAUUUGACUCCUGUAUUACUGCCUGUUCUCAAUAAAACUUCCAAUGCCAAAUUUAAAUAAUCUGACACUGUAAUUUGAUAGACAAUGGUAGUUCCCAAUCAGACAAUUACUAUAAAACAAAUCUGUUUUCCUCAGUUAAAUGUUUGGUGAAUGCAUGCCGUUGCUUUGUCCUUAGUGCUCCUUUAAAUGCUGUGUGUACUAUAAUGACAUGUUAACCUGAGUUUAGCUGGUUAAUCAUAUUAAUUUCAGUUUACAUUCUGUUAUUUGGCACUGGUUAUGUACUGUAUUAAUGUAGCACGUCCUCCCCUCCGUGUCUCCAUAUAAAUCAAAAUCCCCAUACGCUGUGUGUGUGUGCCCUUGGGAUUAAUACAGUGCAUUUGGAAAGUAUUCAGACCUUUUGACUUUUUCCACAUUUUGUUACGUUACAGCCUUAUUCUAAAAAGGAUUAAAUAAAUGUUUUUCCUUAUCAAUCUACAUACAAUAUCCAAUAAUGACAAAGCGAAAACAGGUUUUUAGACAUUUUUGCAAAUGUAUUAAAAAUAAACAACAGAAAUACCUUAUUUACAUAAGAAUUUCAACCCUUUGCUAUGAGAAUCAAAAUUGAGCUCAGGUGCAUCCUGUUACCAUUGAACCUGUGGUAAAUUCAAUUAAUUGGACAUGAUUUGGAAAGGCACACACCUGUCUAUAUCAGUUCCCACAGUUGACAGUGCAUAUCAGAGCAAGAACCAAGCCAUGAGGUUAAGGAAUUGUCCGUACGGCUCCGAGACAGGAUUGUGUCGAGGCACAGAUCUGGGGAAGGGUACCAAAACAUUUCUGCGGCAUUGAAGGGAGGUGACCAAGAACCCGAUGGUCACUCUGACAGAGCUCCAGAGUUACUCUGUGAAGAUGAGAGAACCUUCCAGAAGGACAACCAUCUCUGCCGCACUCCACCAAUCAGGCCUUUAUGGUAGAGUGACCAGACAGAAGCCACUCCUCAGUAAAAGGCACAUGACAGCCCGCUUGGAGUUUGCCAAAAGGCACCUAAAGACUCUCAGACCAUGAGAAACAAGAUUAUCUGGUCUGAUGAAACCAAGAUUGAACUCUUUGGCCUGAAUGCCAAGCGUCACGUCUGGAGGUAACCUGGCACCAUCCCUACGGUGAAGCAUGGUGGUGGCAGCAUCAUGCUGUGGGGAUGUUUGGGAGAUUAUUCAGGAUCGAAGCAAAGAUGAACGGAGCAAAGUACAGAGAGAUCCUUGAUGAAAACCUGCUCCAGAGUGCUCAGGACUUCAGACUGGGGUGAAGGGUCACCUUCCAACAGGACAACGACCCUAAGCACACAGCCAAGACAGCCAAAGCUUCGGGACAAGUCUCUGAAUGUCCAUGAGUGGCCCAGCCAGAGCCCAGACUUGAACCCAAUCGAACAUCUCUGGAGAGACCUGAAAAUAGCUGUACAGCAACGCUCCCCCCAACCUGACAGACCUUGAGAGGAUCUGCAGAGAAGAAUGGGAGAAACUCCCCAAAUACAGGUGUGCCAAGCUUGUAGCGUCAUACCCAAGAAGACUCGAUGCAGUAAUCGCUGCCAAAGGUGCUUCAACAAAGUACUGAGUAAAGGGCCUGAAUACUUAUGUAAAUGGCAUAUUUCAGUUUUCAUUUAUUUAUAAAUUAGCACAAAUGUCUAAAAACCUGUUUUUUUCUUUGUCAUUAUGUGGUAUUGUGUGUAGAUUGACGAGGGGAAAAAACAAUUUAAUCAAUUUUAGAAUAAGGCUGUAACGUAACAAAAUGUGGGAAAAGUCAAGGGGUCUGAAUACUUUCCGAAUGCACUGUAAAUACUUUUUGGGCGACCCGACAAAUUCACAUAGAAAUGUAUGUUAUAGAUAUGUUAUUCUUUAAAGUGAACUCUAGGGUAAAAAAAGUGAAAGAACUCAGUUCUCUUUGUAUUCACACUGUCCUUGCCUUUGAAUGAGGACUCAGACCUCUUGCUGGUUUAUUUCACCUCUAUUGAGGUCUCAGUCCUCUUUGCAUUCACAUUGUCAUGAUUCCAUGAGACCAUUUACAGAUGUGCAAUUUGGGUGAGAGAUGUGCAUUUUGGGUAUUUGCACAUGGAAAAAGAUGGCAGCCCCUGCUGGAUUUGCUGUCCUUUCAGCAUUGCUUUUUCUACUAAUUAAAAGCAGAGACAGGGAGAAGCAAUAUCUGAUUUCUCACCUUCACACUAAACACAAAAUUAUCCUGCACCGACUGAGGAAGAAACAAACAUGAAGGAGAAGGUUUUUGAUGAACCAGAACCAAAAACUGUCCAGAGUACAGGUGAUGCUGCUAGCAACACUGGCAGUCCAAUGCUUUCCAGAAAGGUAGGUUAGCCAAGUAAAGCGGCUCUCCUGAGUAGAGCUUGAUUAUUUGUAUUUAAUUAUUUUUAACAUAUGUUAUUAAAUGUAAUUACUUAAUUACAUAUUACAAUAUUAUGAAAUUAAAGUAUUACAUAUUAUAACGUAAUUGCAAUUAUUGAAUUAUACAUAAUUUCCUUCAUGGAAUAAAACAAAUGAAUGGUAUUAUUGUAUAUAUGAGAUACUAUAUUUAGCAUUCAUAACAGCAUUCAUGACAUUACUUUGCUUACAUAGAAAAUAUAUUGAAUAUAUUGAAUAUUGCUCAUUUCAGAUCAUGCUGGACUAAAGAACGAACCAGCAUUUGGUGGGAGAGAACAUGCACCUGGAAUGACAGACUGGCUGCGACAUGUUAAAAUAAGCAGGGACACAUUUCUGUACAUCUGAAACCAACUGCGACAUCACCUUGAAAGAAAGCGAACACGUUACAGCUCGAAUGUUCCAUUAGUGGGAAAACACCAUUAUCAAAAGUGACCGUAAAUGUGAUUACACAUUACAUUUUACAUUUUAGUCAUUUAGCAGACGCUCUUAUCCAGAGCGACUUACAGUUAAGCGAGUGCAUACAUUAUUUUUUAUUUUUUCAUACUGGCCCCCCGUGGGAAUCGAACCCACAACCCUGGCGUUACAAACGCCAUGUUCUACCAACUGAGCUACAUCCCUGCCGGCCAUUCCCUCCCCUACCCUGAACGACGCUGGGCCAAUUGUGCGCCGCCCCAUGGGUCUCCCGGUCGCGGCCGGCUACGACAGAGCCUGGAUUCGAACCAGGAUCUCUAGUGGCACAGCGACACAUGUAACACAGCGACACAUGUAAUGCUUUUAUUAUAAAAAUUAAUUUUUGUGGUGAAAAUGAUCUUCCCCAAACUUGAAACUCACGCGCUGUGUAUGUACAGUUGAAGUCGGAAGAUUACAUACACCUUAGCCACAUACAUUUAGACUCAGUUUUUCACAAUUGCUGACUAAUCCUAGUAAAAAUUCCCUAUCUUAGGUCAGUUAGGAUCUCCACUUUAUUUUAAGAAUGUGAAAUGUCAGAAUAAUAGUAGAGAGAAUGAUUUAUUUCAGCUUUUAUUUCUUUCAUCACAUUCCCAGUGGGUCAGAAGUUUACAUACACUCAAUUAGUAUUUGGUAGCAUUGCCUUUAAAUUGGUUAACUUGGGUCAAACAUUUCGGGUAGCCUUCAACAAGCUUCCCACAAUAAGUUGGGUGAAUUUUGGCCCAUUCCUCCUGACAGAGCUGGUGUAACUGAGUCAGGUUUGUAGGACUCCUUGCUCGCACACGCUUUUUCAGUUCUGCCCACACAUUUUCUAUAGGAUUGAGGUCAGGGCUUUGUGAUGGCCACUCCAAUACCUUGACUUUGCAGUCCCUCCUGCAGCAAAGCACCCCCACAGCAUGAUGCUGCCACCCCCGUGCUUCACGGUUGAGAUGGUGUUCUUCGGCUUGCAAGCCCCCCCUUUUUCCUCCAAACAUACCAAUGGUCAUUAUGGCCAAACAGUUCUAUUUUUGUUUUAUCAGACCAGAGGACAUUUCUCCAAAAAGUACAAUCUUUGUCCCCAUGUGCAGUUGCAAACCGUAGUCUGGCUUUUUUAUGGCGGUUUUGGAGCAGUGGCUUCUUCCUUGCUGAGCGGACUUUCAGGUUAUGUUGAUAUAGGAAUCGUUUUACUGUGGAUAUAGAUACUUUUGUACCUGUUUCCUCCAGCAUCUUCACAAGGUCCUUUGCUGUUGUUCUGGGAUUGAUUUGUACUUUUCGCACCAAAGUAUGUUAAUCUCUAGGAGACAAAAUGCACCUCCUUACUGAGCGGUAUGACGGCUGCGUGGUCCCAUAGUGUUUAUACUUGCGUACUAUUGUUUGAACAGAUGGAACGUGGUACCUUCAGGCUUUUGGAAAUUGCUCCCAAGGAUGAACCAGACUUGUGGAGGUCUACUAUUGUUUUUCUGAGGUCUUGGCUGAUUUCUUUUGAUUUUCCCAUGAUGUCAAGCAAAGAGGCACUGAGUUUGAAGGUAGGCCUUGAAAUACAUCCCCAGGUACACCUCCAAUUGACUCAAAUGAUGUCAAUUAGCCUAUCAGAAGCUUCUAAAGCCAUGACAUCAUUUUCUGGAAUUUUCCAAGCUGUUUAAAGGCACAGUCAACUUAGUGUAUGUAAACUUCUGACUCACUGAAAUUGUGAUACAGUGAAUUAUAAGUGAAAUAAUCUGUCUGUAAACAAUUGUUGGAAAAAUUACUUGUGUCAUGCACAAAGUAGAUGUCCUAACCGACUUGCCAAAACUAUAGUUUGUUAACAAGACAUUUGUGGAGUCGUUGAAAAACGAGUUUUAAUGACUCCAACCUAAGUGUAUGUAAACUUCCGACUUCAACUGUAUGCCAGUUAGGCUCUACACCCCUUGUAAAGCGGAUUAAUGUGCUUAAUUUUAAGAUGUUAUUUGGCCACUUUAGUUGUGAUACAAACCUUAUCAAAACAUAUAGGCCUAUGGGUUAAGCCUAUAUGAGGUGUUUAACUAUGAUUCGAAAAUGUCGCCAUAAAAAAGUAUUUGUUUUUUGCCUUAUGCUGGGCAUCAUUCACAAGUGAUAAUAUAUAAUUCACAAGUGAUAGGUUAAUAUUGUCACCCAUUAAACUAUUCUUGAUUUAAUAUUGUCUUAAUCUUGCCAUCUAUGCACUUAAAUAGCGAAUGGAGGACACUUUUCCCGUGGUUCAUUUUCAUGCCAGCCAGGUAGGCUAUACUCCUGUUAUAAAGAGAAGAAAUGUUCUUAAUAUUAGGAAAGUAGAGAAAUAAAUAUAGUAGGUCUAGCCUAUAGAAAGCUGCUGGGAUCCUCCUCUUUUUAACAGAGGCCAUCACACUGUUUUCUCACGCAAUUGCAUAGCCUACAGAAAUGUUGCGCAACAUGAGCUCAUUGAAUUGAAUUGAAUUUAUUUUGGGUAACAGACAUGUACAAUGUGGACCCAGAGGAUAUCACUUGAAAGUAUUAAUAAAAAUGGUUGUUUCCAACGUGCUCCUUGAUGGUAAAAACAAUAACACAUAUAAUGAUUAAAAGGCAAGACAAAAUGACCAACAACCAUAAAUACAUUCAAUUAUAUUGACAUCCUAAAAAAUUGCACUAUUCACUGCACUUUUCCCUAACCAUAAAAAUCUACCAUAUUAAUUCCACAUUAAAACAAUCUAUUUAUUGCACAUCAUACCUAUCAUUCAAAUAAAUACACCUGACCAGCAGUAGGGGGCACAAGGGGCAGUGGAGUGGUUCUCUUGCUUAGACAACCUUAUCCAAAUGAAAACCUUUGCCUGCUUUUUAAAGCUAUUUAUACUUUUUCUUUGCUUGAUCUCCAAGGGGAGGCUAUUCCAUAGACAAAUGCCUAUCAAUGUGGUUUUUCAUAUAACCUGGGGCACGAUCAUUUAAGAUGUCAAACAUAUGAUUAAGUUUAAGUUGGUCCACUCUGUACUCCAAAGGCAACAAGCCCACCUCCCGUAACUCCUGUACCCCUAUGUGGGUCCUAGGGAGGACAUUCAGCAUAUACCUGAUAACAUUAUGCUGCAUGACCUGCAUUCUCUUUUUCAGCUUUUUUGAUAGUCCACUAUACCAAGCAGAGCAGGCAUAAUCAAAAUGACACUGAAUCAAGGUUGAGACAAGCAGUUUCUUAACUUUUAUGUUAAAAUAUCUAGUGUUACGAUAUAAAUAUUUCAAUUUGUUCGCCAUUUUAAAAAUAAUUUUAGCAGCAAUCAGGUCUCCAGUAAGGGUUUGAUCUAGGGACACACCAAGAUAAGUUACACUUGUUUUAGAUUCAAUCUCCUUGCCUGCACAGUUUACCUUUAUCUUGUCAGCCUAAGGAAUCUGUUUUGUUCCGAACAAAAUGUAUUCUGUUUUUCUCAAAUGUAGCGACAAUUUGUUGUCAGUCAACCAAUCUCUAACAAAAUGCAAUUCCUUACUCAGGGUCUCCUCUAUGUAAACUGUUUGCACUUUACUGUAUCUGGCAUAUCAUUAACAUAUAUAAGAUAUAAGAGAGGCCCUCAAAUUGAUCCCUGCGAUACUCCACAGGAUAUUUCUUUGGCCUCUGACAGAACAUCACCAACAUUACAUACUUGUGUUCUGUUGGUCAGAUAAGACCUAAACCAAUUCACUGCUACAUCAUUUAGACCCAUGUAUUUCAGUUCCAUCAGGAGAAGGUAUCCCUCAAGCUGAUUAAAAACUAAUCUCUCAACAACUUUGGAUAAGGUGCUGAGGAUCGACACAGGCCUGUAGUUUCCCACAUUUGUUUUACUGCUCUUCUUGUGGAGCAGAACUACCUGGGCUGUUUUGAGAUCAUUGGGAAAUGCACUACUACUAAUAGAAAGGUUUACAGUAUGCAUUAUCAUUUUAGCAGUGACACAAGCACUAUCCUUUAUGAAUCUUGCAGGAAGGUUAUCCAGCCCAGUUGCUUUGUUUGUGCUCAUUAAGCAUAGUAGAUUGGAAACGUUGUCCUCUGUUAACCCUGCACAGCUCAAACAAAUAAUUUGUGAUACCUUUGCUAUGGUAAAAGUUCGUAAUGAAAGACUGGCCAUAGCGUCCAGAGCAGGUCGGUAACUUCUUAACCAGAGAUGAGGCUAUAGUGGUAAAAUAUGCGUUAAAAUAAUUUGCAACCUUUGCUUGGUCAUAGCAUAAAACAUAAUCAGUAAAAAGGCCAAUACUUCAUGAUUUUACCUUAUGGGGAGUUUUUGAGCCAAUGUCCUUUAACAUUUUACACAGUUUAUGAGGCUGAUGUAAGUUGUCAUUAACAGCGUCUAUGUAAUGUUGGGAUUUGGUCUUAUCCAUUUUGUAUCUUGCCUGGUUUCUACAGUUAAUAUAACCAUCAGAAUCUAGACUUGUCCUUCUGAAUUUGGCCAGGUAGCGAUCCCUUUUCCUUAUGAGGUCUAAGAUCUCGGAAGUGAUCCAUUUCCGUGACCGCUGUUUGAUUCAAAUUUGUUUCAUCAGAGCCAGAGAGUCGAGUGCAGACAUAAACAGAUCUUUAAAAAUAUACUAAGCUUGAUCAACAUCAUCACAGUUUAGUACAUGAGACCAAUCCAAAAUUCCAAGUACUACAAAACGUUCCUUUGAGUAUUGUUUCAUAGACCGUACAUUCAUGUAGUUAUUACCUGGCUCAAGUAGCAUUUUGGAUUUCUUACGGGUACAGUAGGUUACCAUAUGAUCACUAAAACCAAUAUUUAAGACUCCUGACUGACAGACGUUCUCUUGGUCUGAUACAAUAAUCAAAUCCAAAGUUGAUUUAAUGUCAAUACACACCAGGGCUCUCAUGGGCUGUCAUGAAGUGUUUGAUUAGAUUUUCGAUUACAUUUGCAUUUAUGUCAGAGUGAUUAGCGGGACAAUAGAGUGCUGAGUACCGGGCUACUAGCAGGCUACUAAUGACCAUCAGCAGCAUCAGAGCUUGGAGAAGCCUAAUUACCGUGACUAAACGGUCACGUGGAAUUUGACUGCGGUCAUGACUCGUGACCACCGGUGUGGGGGUAAUACGGUCACUGUAAUAGCCCUAGUCAUGGCACAGUGUUCAUAUUUUAUUAACCCUAAUUACACUAACAAAUUGAUUCUUUUCAGUUCAUGUCCAAUUAAAUAAGUUCACAUUUUCACAUUAUAGUUGUUUUGAUGCACUGAAUACUUGAGUUGAUUCACUGUAGACAUAACCUUGGGUAUGCUGACAGAACAUGACAAUAACUUUUAUUUCCAAUGCUCACCAUGUAUUAGCAUGAAACUGAUUUAUAUGUCAAAUAAAAUCAGUUCAAGUCAUCAUAGAGUUUGUUGAAAAGUUAUUUAUUCAAACACUUCAAAAUUAACAAACUGUGUCUCUCAAGACAUCAGGAUUUCUUACAACUAAAAACUCAUAGUCUGCACUACCAUUUAACUCGAGCAGGACUCAGUUCCACUACUCUUUCUACCUAUCUGUCACUUCAACAUCACAAAAAACACAAACCAGUUCGCUGAUCACAGUAAAACGAAUUACAAUUGUGUCAGCAAUAGAAUGACAGAAACAUUGAAAUGCUAUGUUGACAAACUUCAACAUGAAGAUUUGAAUAUUAAGAACUCAAAAGUAAUGGCACUAACAUACCAUUUAAAACUUGGACUGGUGGCAUAAGUUUCCUGACUAUGAUCUGUAGGCUGGUGCAUGGGGGUAGGCUGGUGCAUGGGGGUAAGACAGUGAAAAGUUAGGUCUUCGUUUGAGAGCUUUGAGGAGGAACAAUGUAAUUUGGGUAAUAUGAUGAAGGGGGAGCAGGAGCACUGCUUGAAGAAACAACAGUGCUCAUCACUUGAGUGAGCAUCCUCAUCAUGGCUUGGACAUGUUUGUCCUGGGCUUGUUGCCGCUUUCAUUCGGUACCUCUCUCCAGUUCCAUUUCCUGCUGGUGCCUGGCAUCUUCUUUGUGCAAGAAUUCGUCAUGAUCUUUCCUCUGUUUCGAAGACCGUUGUGAGUUGUUGAAGAUUGUUUUAUUGCCCUUUUUUCCUGCCGUCUUCGUCACUGGAGUCUUUCGGGCUGGGGGUGGGCUUCCACUGGAGCUUUUCUUUUGUCAUGAUUGUUAGCUAGUAUUGGAUUCUAUUCACAGUCACACACACACUAGAUGGUGCUAGCUGCUAGUAGAUCCUCUCUCUUGAGACACACACACACACACUCACACACAGGAACAGACACAGCUAUCCCCCAUAACCCCAUUCAUCCCCACCAGCUGGCCAGCUAGCUACUACUAGUAGUCCCCCUGCCCCUGCAAGUAACGUUAGCCCAAAGUUACUUUACCAGUUUCAGCCAUGUCGCAGGUUCCUCCCUCGAUGAUGAUUCCUGGGUCGGAGCAAGGACUUGCUCUGAGGAUGUCGUGAAGUUUGUGGUAGAAAGUGGACUUAUCUUUUACAUCGCCAGAUUGUCCGCUGCACCGAAGCAUAUCACAGGUUUUCAUAUAUAGUUGGCACAAAAAUAAUGUUUCGAUAUUGGAGUGGGGUCCUGUCAAAGCCUUUAAUUCUCACAGAAAACUGAACAUAAAUCUCAGAGUUCUUGUGUGUUGUUGAGAGCUGUUGCUUGAUAUUAUCAUCCCUCUGAAGGCAAACAUGAAAUCUGAAUGAGGACAGUGGUUUCCUCAACUGACCAAACAACCCCUCUUGCAGCCAUAACAACUAGCUAGCUUGCGAUGAUCAAUUUCACAGAGGUCACUUCUUGUCAGAGCGCAGUGGCAGCAGAAAUGUAUGGUAGGCCCAAAGGGUCAAAAGGGGCAUAAUGCAGUUCUCUUGACAAGUGAACCUGGAGGCCACAGACUUCAAGCGAACCGAACUCAGACCACCUCUCGAGAUGGUCUGAGUUCGGUCUCAGUUCAGUUCGCUUCGGGGGCUCUUUUGAGUGUUCACACUGGACACAAAUGUAAGCGAACCACACUGAGUUCACAAAAAUGUGCUUAAAGGGACCAAGUGUGAAAACACCCUAAGAAGCGGUAGAUAUGAUCUAUGUGCGCUAUUUCUAUGAUUCCCGUUCUUAUGUUUCGUUUUUGCGUCUUUUACUUUCGGUUUUGUACACCAGCUUCACACAGCUGAAAAUACAAUAUUUUGGGUUAUGGAAAAUAUAUUUCUCAGCAGUUUAGAUGGUACAGUGAUUCUCUACACUGUACUUGCUUGUUUUGUCACAUAAACUGAAAAUUAGGCGAACUAUUAGAAUUUUUGCAACCAGGAAAUGGCGGAGCGAUUUCUGCAUAGUGCAUCUUUAAGUCACUCUCACAAAAAUAUUUUGAGGUAGGGUUGCGUUUUAUCGGAAGUUACCCUACAAUUGACCCGUGUUACAUUUAGCCCCAAUCUCCCCUAUGCACUCAAGGCGAAUUGCAGAGCAGUAACGUGCUUAACCAUGCCAACGCUAAAAACUCUGGGUUUAAAAUGGUGCAAUUCACGCAUUUUAGGAGUUGAAAAAUAAAGUAGGAAUGGAAAGCUGGGAUCCACCUCUUUUUUUACAAAUGCCAUUAAAACUGCUUGUUGUGAUCAAUUGUUGUCCAUUGACUGCUUGUCAGAAUGCACGUUUGCCUCCCUAGUACGGCACUCACAACUUGAAAACGUCAUAAGAGGAAUAUUUAUCUUAGAACGCACAACAACAAGCCGACUAGGUAAAUUGAUAAACUAUUCUACUAUGGGGUUGUCUGGUUUUUCUAGUCAAUAUACGUUUUGUUUGCAGAGGAAAAGUAAAUGUGGACUGUUCUAGCAUCUUCAAAGUGCACCUGGCAGAAAUAUUUUUGGGGGGUCGUGGUGGGAAUGACUUUGCUGUGGUGCAGCUCCACAUCUAAAUGACUGCAACGGAGACACUGUUGUGUACCCACAUGUUAUUCCCAACAAUGGAGUCAUUAUAUUUAGCUAUAUAAAAUUAUGGCUAGUACCUAGUGUAUGAUGAAUUAACUUGUUAGAUCACAGCCACAUUAUGUUCAUACUCCAUCUAUUCUGUAAUAACCUGGGGUUAACUCCCUCAUAUCAAGCAAACACAUACCAUACACUUUGUGGAAAGGUGAAGAAAAACAAUUAGCUUUUCGUCUUAUGGACAAAUGUUGCUGGUUAACAAGCAAUUAGCUAGCUAGCUUACUUUAGCAAGUAGAUUCCACUCAAUUCAAGGUAUAGUAUAGCUAUUUAAUUUAUUUCCCAAUUAAAUAGCUGGGUUUCCCAAGUCGCUCGGUGCUUACUGUUCAAGCUGGCUCUGAAGCACAUCUGUUUAACGUCAUGCACCCAAGAAGACUCAACCAGUCACACGACACAACACUGGACUGGCCAAGGUUCAUGGCUAGAAGGAAUACAGCUUUUGUCAAAUUAACGUCUAAAGGUGUUUUUUUUCUUAAUUUUAGCUCAUUCUAACCCUUUACCUAAACAUAACCUAAUUAUCCUAACCUGCUGCGUAAGUUCUCCUAACCUGUUACGAAAAGUCAUCUAGUCAACACCCUGGCCAUUGGCAAGCAUUUGUUAAUUCGUCCAUCACUCCAGUGAAAAUUACCAGAAACACACAAACAUGCACACACACACGCACAGGAUUGAUAACCUCCUGAGUGGCGCAGUGGUCUAAGGCACUGCAUCGCAGUGCUAACUGUGCCACUAGAGAUCCUUGUUCGAAUCCAGGCUCUUUCGCAGCCGGCCGCGACCAGGAGACUCAUGGGGCGGCGCACAAUUGGCCCAGCGUCGUCCAGGGUAGGGGAGGGAAUGGCCGGCAGGGAUGUAGCUCAGUUGAUAGAGCAUGGCGUUUGCAACGCCAGGGUUCUGGGUUUGAUUCCCACGGGGGGCCAGUAUAAAAAAAUAUAUUUAAUAAAUAUGUAUUCACUAACUAUAAGUCGCUCUGGAUAAGAGCGUCUGCUAAAUGACUAAAAUGUAAUUGUGUCGAGGCACAGAUCUGGGGAAGGGUACCAAAAUGUUUCUGCAGCAUUGAAGGUCCCCAAGAACACAGUGGCCUCCAUCAUUCUUAAAUGGAAGAAGUUUGGAAGCAGCAAGACGCUUCCAAGAGCUGGCCACCCGGUCAAACUGAGCAUUUUUUUCAGCGGCAGGGACUGGGAGACUAGUCAGGAUCGUGAGAAAGAUGAACGGAGUACAGUACAGAGCGAUCCUUGAUGAUAACCUGCUCCAGAGUGCUCAGGACCUCAGACUGGGGUGAAGGUUCACCUUCCAACAGGACAACGAUCCUAAGCACACAGCCAAGACAACGCAGGAGUGGCUUCGGCACAAGUCUCUGAAUGUCCUUGAGUGGCCCAGCCAGAGCCCAGACUUGAACCCGAUCAAACAUCUCUGGAGAGACCUGAAAAUAGCUGUGCAGCGACGCUACUCAUCCAACAUGAGAGGAUCUGCAGAGAAGAAUGAGAGAAAAUCCCCAAAUACAGAUGUGCCAAGCUUAUAGCAUCAUACCCAAGAAGACGCGAGGCUGUAAUCGCUGCCAAAGGUGCUUCAACAAAGUACUGAGUGAAGGGUCUGAAUACUUAUGUAAAUGUCAUAUUUACGUUUUUAAUACAUUUUGCAAACAUUUUUUUUUUUUUUUACUGUUUUUGCUUUGAUAUUAUGGGAUAUUGUGUGUAGAUUGAUGAGGGGGAAAAAAAACUAUUUAAUCAAUUUUAGAAUAAGGCUGUAACAAAAUGUCAAGGGGUCUGAAUACUUUCGGAAUGAACAGUAGCUGACUAACUGAGGUUCAUUCAAGUUAAGGGGUUACAAACAAAGAGGUAGCUUAAUGAACUAUAGUGUAAGAAAUUCACUACAGAAGUUUUGCAUGCACUGAAAUGAUGUCAGUAAAGUCUCUCGAUUCAAAACUAUGUACUAAACCUUGAAAUGGUCCAUUAAAGAAAUACAGUCAGACUAUAGUUAAUAUGAUACAGAGAUCUUUACAGUGAAACAGACUUGGAUGAACAAACUAUACCGCUAGAAAGCAGAGGCAGAGAAAAAAAAUACAACGAGUUCUCAACAGCCAUGGUUAAAGAAAGUGGGCCUUUGAAGGGCUUUACGUUCACUAACUAAACAGUCUUUGUAACCGGAGGACCAGGCAUGUCCCAUGUCCCAGGUGUUUAUUUUCCUAACUUCACACUAGCCGUUAAUAACUGACGCAGCUUUCCACCUUUGGCUAGUAAUGUUGAGACGCAAAUUCAGACAAAUGCCCAAAUAAUCCACUACUCACAAAAUUACCUCUGUUACACCAGAGCCAGAGCUGCAACACUCUCAAGCAACAAACUGACUUCCAGGAAAUGUUCUAAGGCAACAAAAUAGGAAGCCUAACGUCACGCCCUUUGGAAUUUUGUCUAAAAACAAACCUCUCUAAGAUUCCAUAACUCUCCUCCAUUGUUCAGAGAAGAGAGUGAGAAAGAACAAGAGAACUACUGCUGAAUCUGUGCAGCAUACAGAUAGCCUCAGAAUGUGUAGGCUAAGUAUGUUUACAGUAUGUGUCUGUGAUGUUGUGAAGACUUUAAAGGACUCACCACGUCGGACUCCUCACUGCCAGAGAGAUACAUAUCUGCCCUACCCGGCUCUGCUGUUGCUCUGCUCUCCUCUGCCCGGCUCAGAAGGAAAAGUCAUCAACUGCUGCCCAUCUCCUCCCAGUCCCAGCACAGACAGAGAAACUACUACUUACUACUCCCUGUCUCCUUUCAGUAA